This is a messenger RNA of Notodromas monacha, 7583 nucleotides long. The record is from the annotation of a GenBank genome assembly. Lineage: Eukaryota; Metazoa; Arthropoda; Ostracoda; Podocopida; Cyprididae.
UAUUUUCAUUUUAACUCUACAGGUGUGAUUUGUCCUCAUCAGCUUAAUCGUUUGCUGCAUGUCUUGGAAGUGUCAGCAUGCGAUCGAAUUAUCUCGACUUGGACGAGUUUUGAACGUCUGCGUAUUGUUUUAUAUUGCAAAAUUGAGAUUGUUCAGCGAUUUCUUCCCGAACGUCGAUUUAAUGCGUUAUGGAGAGCGAAGGUUUUCUACUUCAGCUUGAGCCGAAGGAGACAAAAUGGGACUGCGAAGAAACUAACAGUUCUGAUGAAGAGACGUUUCGCACGGCGAAAUCGAGCUUUUCAUCAUCGAGCGACGAAGACUGGUCAGAAAUGUUGGAGUCACCGUCACCAAUGGUCCGUCUGGAUGACUCCACUCCAACAGACGUCAGCGACUCGGAGUCCAGGCCAAGCAGCACUGAAAACAGCCUCGUCUCUGACGAAGUCCGAUUCUCGCCAUCAUCUUCGUCAUCCCGAUCAUCUCUGGAAAACACUAGUGAAUGCGGAUGGCGUCCCGACGACAUCAUCACCUGCUCUCAUUUCCUGGUUCGUGCCUCUGCCGGCGAGGACGCCGCUGCCGUGGUUGACUUACCCGAAAAAACCUGCGAAGUAGGUUCAAAAUUCCUUUCGACGACGACGAUGAGUGAUGAUGCUGAAUCUCCUGAAAUUCCGCGCGUGGGCCCCACAAAAGACCGAGCAGCAGCAGCUCCUCAGAUGACUUUCCCGAUUGAUAGCAGCGUUGGAAAAUUCCGGGAGUCGCCGGACGAGAGUUUGUGCGACCUAGAAUUUUCGUUUGAGGAUCAGGAGAAUUUCGACACUUCGAUUCCCCUGAAUGAUAGCCUGAAUGAAUCGUUUUUACAAGCCAUGAAAGACCUGAGCGUGAAAGAUGGCUGUAGUCCGAGUGCCUUGGAGAAAAAGACCACGACGAUCCUCAAGAAACAGCCCAUUAUUGACGCGAAUCAUGAUGAUGCGAAAUCGAACGCGUUGCCUGCGAAAAAUCCGGACAAGAAAUCCUCGUUCAGCAGGAAGCAAAAAGUUGCUCUCGGGAAAUCCAUCCGCAAUUUACUCGAAACCGAAACGAAGGUAUUAUCGAAUGAGAGCAACGUCAGUCGUGACGGUAAUAGUCAAUCAUUGAAUGAAGUGGAAACCGGGUUGGGAAACGUGACGAGUGACGAAUACAGACGUGACACUGUGUUCGCUUCUCCGGCUCGUGUGUUGAAGUCUAUAGAACAUUCCGCACCAUCCGGAGAAUUGACUCCUGAACAGAGUGCGCGUGUUCACUGGGAAUUGUUUAGAGAUCAGGAAUUUUAUUUCGAACUCAGACCCGGACAUUUUGUACGACUGGAAGACGACGAAGCCGCAGCAAUUGACGAUGAAAAUAAAUCACCGAGAGCUGUUGCUGAUUUGUCUGAAGAACCUGGAAAGGGUCGUGGAGGAGGUCCGAGGAAGAUACAGAGUGUUGCAGACGACGCGAAUACUGGGGUUUUCAGGAAAAAAUUUCGUGAGCCGAAAGACUUUCGGUCAUCGAGUAAAGAGCUCUUUGAUGUUACUGCUGGUGGCUUCACGGAAAGCGCUGUGUUCGAUUCGCAUGAGGAUCGUUCGCAGCAAGGAAUGAAGGUCGCUGCGUCCAGCAGGGCUGAUGCGAAGGCGCGUGGUACGAGCGACACCUACUGGAAUAGCGAGGGUCCUGUUAUCCCUGGAAAUUUGAACUUUUCGACCGAAAUCUUCCAAGACGACAGCCUUCCGAGUUCCAAUAAUAUGACUUCGAAACGAGGUACACCGAAUAAGAGCCCUCGAAUGAAGUACGCUACGCGACAAAACGUCAUUGCACCUGUUUAUCCGCGUCGCGGAGGCCGUAGUCUGACUCUCGGCGACUUCUUGACCUCCUCCAACGACGUCAGCUGCAAUAAGAACGGUCCCUACGUAGCCGACGUCAAUGACGGGAAACGAGUGUUGUGGCAGAACUCCGGCUCUACUACUGGAACACUGAGCUACGACACCGAUUUCCCGCCCUUGUACGAAGACGAAGAACCCAGGAGGGUCACUGGUGGUGAAUCUAUCCAUGCUGAAAACGACGACCCGGAAUUGGCGCCCAGCAAGUCUGUUGGAGACGACGAGCGGUUGAUCGACGGAAAUACGACGACGACCGGCGAUGAUGGGAACGAGAAAUUAUUUGUCACAGCCGGGGACUCGCUUGAAUUCAAAGAGCCGAAGGAAGGUGAUGACGAUGAAAGGAUAGAAGAGCAGCAAGAAGCAGCUGCUGCUGGUGUAGCUAGUGAGAUAUACGGUUGCAGCCAGGAUGAAUACGUGGACGAGUGGACAAACUUCGUGGAGCUGACUGGAGGAGGAGGAGGAAGUUCGUGUGCUCUUGCUAGAAAUACUCUUCGAAUGUCGUGUUCUCAGGAAGAAAUCUCAAAUUUCGGCGCUGUAAGCAACGGUUUGGCGCAGGAUCAGCUAGUCGGCUGUGCGGAUCCGGGAGCAGCGACAGGAGAUGAUUUCGACAUGGGCAUGCUGCGUCCUCACGGCUACGCAAACAACGGCUCUUCACAUCCCAGUCCGGCUGGUUUGUUGCCGAACCCGCGAUUUGUACCAGGAUUCCGGGGAUAUUUUCCAGUUCCUGUACGAAGUGGCGGCAUUCAUCAGGCCAUGGUUCCUCGCCACACGGCGUCGUUCCAACCUCCGUACGGCGCGGUGCAGCAUCCCGCCCCCAUUCAGCAUCCAAACUUUGCCUGGAGUGGUUGGCCACCAGCAAACCCGCAGCAGUGUUGGACGCCACUGAAUCGUCCGAGGAUUCCCUUCUCGCCUGCUCAGCAAAACCAGGUGUACAAUCCCGGCGUUUUCCCCCGUCCUGACUCUUCCUUGGACAAAGAACGUUCCGAGUGCUGUGAAAUGAAUCUGCGAACAAUGAUGGAGCGUGGUUCGUCCAUGUCGUCCAUGGAAAGCGCUGCGUCUACGGAACCGCCGAAGUCGUGGAGUUGUGUGGACUGCGGGAAACGUCGAUUUUUAGCAACCGCAAAUCCUAAAAGGUGUGCGUUGUGUGGUUUGAAGAGUUUCUCGAAAAACGCGAAUCGUCCGAUGAAAACGAGAAUGGAUAUCCUCGACUCGCUCGCUGUGGUCUACAUUAAACCGGAUGCCGGGAGCAAAAACGCUGUCACCCAUUUCAUGUCAACCGUGGAACCUGGAGUUGCGAUGGAAUUCAUUCGAAAUUUGUUCGAUUUAGGCAGCGUCAGUAACGAUGGAGGUCGACGCUGUGCAGAAGCGUUGGUUGGUUUCAUCGUCAACACGAAGCGAUAUGGCAGAAAAAUACUCGCUGGGUUGCGAUCGACGAUGGAAACAAUGGAGAAGCUAUUGCAAAAAACGUUGAAGGAACGAGCUGUAGGGGAUACAACGGGACUACACGUGAUCCACAGGUCUUAUGAUUUUUUGUGGACGUUCCUUGACACCGCUCGGAUAGAGCAGCCGGAUAUUCUCCGAGUUCUGCCUCUUCACUAUGACAAGGUAUUCCUGCUUAUUUUGAAGACAGCUUCUGAGAAGAACUUCGCUGGCGAGAGCGCUGAAAAUGUGCAAGGGAAACUUUCGCUCGUCGAAACUAUGUAUCGUCACUUCUGCAGUAGGGGCAGCAAAACCCAAGAUGGGCCUAGUCCAGAAACUACUUCAGCACGCGUCUCGGAGCUUAUUGUGGCCAUUGGCUUGAAAGCCUGUCACUCCGAUAAUAUGAGCCCCGAAGGAUGUCUUUCAGCUUUAUCCCUCCUGCAGUUAGCAGUUGAUUCAGGCUUGAGCGCGAGGAAAUAUCUUUUGACGUUGAAUAUCCGCGAGGAUCUUGUGUUCACUAUCGUGGCCAAACGGAUGCUUCAGCGGAAUUAUGCGACGAAGAUCCGCAUUUUAUCGAUUCUGUUGCGUUGCCUGAGCAUCCAGGUUUCAUGGAAUGAAAAUAAUUACGAAUCGAGCUUGAACCUUGUGCGAUGCCAAGAUGUCGGAAACACGCAAUUCAAGCGGCGAUUCAUCGAAGCAUUUUUGGACGCUGAUUUGGUCGAGGCGGUUGUGCGCUAUUGCAUGAGCACUACUGAACCUGUUUUGAACAGGUUAUCCUUGUCCUUUUUGAGGAUAGUCUCGGAACACGAACGCUUUUACGAAGAACAAGCCGAGCAAGUGCUUCCUAAAAUUCUGCUCGUGCUUCGCGCCUUCAUUAUAGAAGGUGUGACUCGUCACAGGUCAAACACGUGUAUACAGAAAACGAUCGCUUCGGGCUUGAUUUUGGUCGAUGGCAUCAUCUCCAGGACUAAAAUGUCGUUGGACGAUUAUCAACGGGCGAUACUGGACAUAUUGGACGUCGCCUUGAGCCACACAGGAAUGUUGUCUAGCCCUCCGACCAGCAACAACAUGAAUACGGUUCAAAGUUCAGACGAUGAAGGAAAAGCACGAUUUAUCGAAGGAUUCAGGGCAGAUCCGAAGAUUUUCGCAUGUGCGGGUUCCCUGCUCGGCACAAUCGCGUGUUCCUUGGAUGAGGAAGUCGCAGAAAAACGCGUCAAGACAGCACUAAUAACGGUCGAGCGGAGUUUUGAAGCUUGUAUCGAACAGGAAAGCGUCGUGAAUUUUGCCAACGUUGGGUUGAAGCUGUUCGUAACUACUUUUGCUUCCCCUGCUGUUGCUUCGUUUGCUGACGGGGAUUAUGAGCACAAGCUGAACGCGUCGAUCAUGAACAUGUCGAUACUGAGCUUGGAUGAACAACCCAGAAGUUCGUUGAAUAACUCUGAGUGCGCUGGUGCGAUCAUCUCCUUGAUAUUUAAGAAAUGUCUUCCGAAAGUCAACGAAUUACAUAGAAGCAAGGUGGCCUUUGAUUCGGGAGUGAUCGACCUCAUGCGACUAGUAAUAUCCUCGUUGAAACUAGGAUGUGGUGUGUUGGAAAAAUCCGGCAUUAAGGACCUAAACUUCUGGAGGAAGUUAAUCGGGAAUGAAUCUUGGGAUAAAUUGUUCAUUUCUUCCGGUUCGGCUGAGGAAUUGGUUCUGAAAUCCGGGUGGUUUGCAGUGUUCUUCCACGCUUUAUUUGCAAUCCCUUCUAGAGAGAAGAAAACUUCUUUGGAGCAGUUCAUCAUCAAGUGCUGCUCAUGGGCAUUGAAGUAUGAAAGGGACAACGACCUCAUCGGCACCUUGCAUCGAUGGACCCGCCUGCUUGACGAGGGAUUAGCCUUCAUCGGAAAACAAGCUGAUCUGAAUCGGAAGUCGCAGAGAUGGAAUAAAAGUGCCGGACAUCAUGCUUUUCAAGAGCCGGCUGUGAUGAUCACUUCCAUAAUCGCAUUUUUCGCACACGAAGCCUAUAAUGCGUCUCCGGACGAGCGCUUGUCGAUAAUGGAACCGGAGCUGUUUUUGAAGAUUUUGAGGCGAAUGCAUGAACACUUUCCUUCCAAUGCUGGGUUUUCGGAAACAACUGCCUUUAAUCGAGUUCUGCUGUUUUGUUUGGCGAUGGCAGAGGAUGAUGACGAAGCUGCAGAAAGCGCCUCGUUGAAGAUGCUGGAUAGUUGGAUGAUGCACCGACUGAAAAUCGGAGGGAAAAUGUGUGAAGAUUUCGCCGAGCGUUACGUUCAUCACCCUGCUGUCCUUCUGUGGCCAUUUCGUGAUAUUUCUCGGUCGACUUUAUGCGGAAUGAGUGUCUUGAAACUUUGGAUUGGAAAGGAAGUCCAAAAUUCCCUGGCGAAUGGCAAAGGUGACCCUGCAGUGGAUACCAUCGAUUUCCACUUUCCCGACGGUUGCUGCAAACUUCCCGCUUUUGUGAAAUGUUUGGCGGUUGCCGAUGACCUGCUCGUGAAAUUCGUGAUGCUGAUCGAAAUGUUGUCCGAGGCGGGCGUGCUCAAGAUCACUGAAUCAAACCAUUCGCAAGCCGCAGAAAAUUCCGACAUCGAAUCAUCUCUCUCGUUUGGCGAACAACAGCGUUCAAGUGGAAUGGACUGGACGCAGGACUCGAAUUCUGCGUUUGCCCUCUCCUCGCAGAUUUCAUCCAUAGCCACCCAGAAAGACGACAAUUCAUCAACAAAACUGGUUUCCAGCAGCUCUUAUGGUGGUUGUGGCAAACGAACGAAUCGUCGUUCGGUAGCGAGGCUUGCAAAACUGGUUCCACUGCUCUACCGGAAUUUUGUCGAGCUCAGGGGGUCGGUCUUCAGCGAUGAUGCUAGUGCUGAUAUCAAUAGAAUUCGUAUGACGCGGCAGGCAGAUGUUGUUAUCGACAAGCAAAAAUUACUCCAUCUUUUACGCAAGAAGAAUCGCGAAGUUCAAGAAAAGUCGCUUGCUUUGAUUUCUGCGAUAAUUUCGCAACUUUUGAACGCAUCGGAAGAAAAUCCUCCAUUUUUAAAGGUCUCUGGAGUUUCUCUUCCAGCCGGAGGUCAGGUCUUCGAAAUUUUCUCUGAUGAGGAAAUUGUGGAACUGACGGAGUUCUUGUUGGAUGACAUCUGCGAAACGGCAUCGCAUCAUUCUAUGAAAUGCCUGAUGAAGUUUCUGGAGUAUUUGGAACAUUCUGAUUCUUCCAAGUUCAAGGACUUCAUUCAAGGUUAUGAAAUGCGGCUGAUGGUUCAUACUCUUAUCUUGCACUUUCGGCGCUUCAACAAUGUCGUCGAGGAAAACAUUCUAAAAAAUCACCAGCCCUUCACUCGUUCGAGUUCCAGACCGUUGGACAUUUGCUUUAAGUUUUUGGUUGCCUUCCGUGCUUGUUCGAAAAAUCGGCGAAAUUUUUCCGAUUUCUUCAUACCAGAAAUCGUUCGAAACCUGUACCUGCUGAUCGAAGAGUCAAGUCUAAUUACCGCUUCGGAGAACGACGCUGACUCUUCCCCCAAUUUCUCCGACGGAGUGUUGAAAAAAUUGAAAAAUGAGAUAUGUGAAAAUUGGAAGCAAUGCUUAUCUGAUGACACUGUGGAUAUGGAGAACGUCUGAAGAACACGCGCUUUCGAUUUUUGACUAUUACUUUUUUGACGAAAUAUUAUCGUUGCUUUUUUACUGCGCUUUUUUGAUGGUUUUCACCUUGUUAAAGUCAAGGUCUACACGAUGAAAAUGCGUCAAGUUUCACCUUAUAACACUAUUACUGACUAUAAGUGCUGUUCACUUCCCCGACAAUUUAAAACUAAACGAAGAAGUCCAAUCGAUACGUUCAAAUGCGAGAUCCAUUCUUUUAAAACAAGACUUAGUCAAAUCAUUAUCAAUUAAAGCCUUAAGGUUUUAACAAGUCCGUCGGAAGACAAAUUUUGUAAGAAUGAACGAAAAAAUUCGUCAGUAUAAGAUCUCAUGCAGUACUCCGGAACCAAUUACUGUAUAAUUUUAUACCAUUUUUUAAAAUUUUUUAAUGAAUAAUGAAUGCUGCUGUCGUAUUUCCGUAAAAUGUAUCCGAGAGGAAGUCAACUCAUGCAAAUAUGGAGUUGGAAUAUGAGCCCGCAAAUCCGUUUUGAAUUCGAGGGAAUUGAUUUCGUUUUAAUUUCGAGGGAAACCCAGAAGUAAAUCUGUUACGAUUUUUAAUUCGACUCAUGUUUCAGGUCAACAUUUUUUCGUGGCCAAAAAGAGGAGUGUACUUUUUUUCUGCUGUUCAAUUACGAGUGAAACAUUUUGAAA